This is a messenger RNA of Brenthis ino (lesser marbled fritillary), 639 nucleotides long. The record is from the annotation of a GenBank genome assembly. NCBI's taxonomy places the organism in Eukaryota, Metazoa, Arthropoda, Insecta, Lepidoptera, Nymphalidae.
AUGGCAGAUGAUAUGCCCACAUUCAAAUGUGUGUUGGUUGGAGACGGUGGUACUGGCAAAACCACAUUCGUAAAGCGGCACUUGACUGGAGAGUUCGAAAAAAGAUACGUUGCUACUCUCGGUGUUGAAGUACAUCCAUUGGUUUUCCACACAAAUAGAGGCCCUAUCAGGUUUAAUGUUUGGGAUACGGCAGGUCAGGAAAAAUUCGGAGGCCUUCGAGAUGGUUACUAUAUUCAAGGUCAAUGUGCGAUCAUCAUGUUUGAUGUAACCUCUCGCGUAACCUACAAAAAUGUUCCCAACUGGCACAGAGAUUUAGUUCGGGUUUGCGAAGGAAUCCCAAUCGUACUUUGUGGUAACAAAGUAGAUAUUAAGGACAGGAAAGUUAAGGCGAAAACUAUUGUGUUCCACAGGAAAAAGAACCUUCAGUACUACGACAUCUCUGCUAAAUCAAAUUACAACUUCGAAAAACCAUUCCUGUGGCUCGCAAGAAAGUUGAUUGGUGAUGGCAACUUAGAAUUUGUUGCUAUGCCUGCUCUUGUACCUCCAGAAGUUAACAUGGACCCAAGAUGGCAAAACCAGAUCGAAAAGGAACUCAAAGAAGCCCAAGAUACUGCUCUACCAGAGGAAGAUGAAGACUUG